Geodia barretti is the source of this 1422-nucleotide messenger RNA. Lineage: Eukaryota; Metazoa; Porifera; Demospongiae; Tetractinellida; Geodiidae. The record is from the annotation of a GenBank genome assembly.
CUCAGGCACUUUUAUGUAAAUUUGCUUCUUCACUUCUCAGACUUUCCAAUGGUAUAUAGCACGCAUAGAGAUGAAACUUGGUAUGUAUGCCUUUUAUAUCAUUUCCAUGACGAUUACAUGUUUCCAUGACGACCACAUAUUGUUUGAAAAAUUUUCUAUAAAACUACUUCUUCACUCCUCAAACUUGCUAACCGUAGCACGCAUGGAGGUGAAACUUGGUCCAUGCAUAAUACUGUUUCCAUGACAACCACAACAACAAAUAGCCUCAGGCACUUUUCUAAAUAUUUCUUCACUCCUCAAAUUUGCUAACUGUAGCAUGGAGGUGAAACUUGGCAUGUGUGCCUAUUAUGUAUAUCAUUUCCAAGAUGAUUACUUGUUUCCAUGGCGACCGCAUAUUGUUUGAAAAACUGAUGCAAUUUUCUUCAAAACUACGUACUUCUUCACAUUGUACAAAUUUUUUACAUGCACAUAUUUGUUUUCUCACUUUUAUUAGUGUUCUAGCAAUGUAGCAUGGCUAUAAGUUUGUUUGCUUUAACCUUUUUAGGUUACUUCCAUAGUCUCACCUAGUGUUGAUGGAUCAUUUAAGUCAACCAAUUUACCCAUGGAUAUCCAUCUUAAGCCUAAUGUUCUUCAUGAACUGUUUAUACAGGGCAAGUGGAAGGACAUAGACUGUGUAUGGUGCUCCUCGCUAAGUUGCGAUAUUUUAACAAUGGGUAAGAACUUCCUUGUAUAUAUCAUGCUGCUCAUUUUUGUCAGGUUGGAAAGCAGAAUAUGGAUACCUUUGUUGAAGAUGACACUGAAGAUUCGUUCCUGUUAUACAAUGGUAGCUGUGAUACCAUUGAAAUUCCAGAUUCCUCUUCUAUCAAUGUCUCGUUUGGGGGUCAAGAUCUGGUGGAUGUGAAUAUAAGCCGCUACGAACUAGUUUCUGAGCCCAGAAAGGUGGAGAAGAUUCACAUAGGGUAUUCCAAAAAGUCUAAAAGAAUUGAUGCGAAGAGGCUUAAAGAUACAAUGUGGGAAAUAAUUCUCAAGGAUGAUACUGAUACUUCAGGAAAAGGCCGGAUUGAAUUCAGCAGCUUAUGCUUCCAGGUGUCAACUCUUGUACCAGAGAACAUGAAGACUGAUUUAACAGUUCCAAUUUGCUUCGUUUUUUUACUCCAUUUGGCAAAUGAAAAGGGGUUAGUACUGUCUGAUGGAGGAGGCAGUUCAUCGGAAGUCAUGAUAAGAACAAGUGACCCUGGGUAGCAUUAAUAUUAUUCAUGCAUGCUCUCAUCAUUGUUUUUAUCUGUCUGUGUAAACCAACCCUAUGUGCUUUAAAAGAUUUGUAACAGUAUUCACCAGGUGAUAUUGAUCAUUAAGCACCAUAAACAUGACAAGGACUCUGUAGGAUUAUCAAAAUUUCGGUUUCAAUUUGGAUCAGAACCC